GCCGGAGGGCGGAGGCUGGGCGGUGCGGGCGAGAUGGAGCCGAAACUUGGGUUCCAUGAGCUCCUGCACGUUUUCUCCUUCCUGGAGGCCCGAGACCUGCUCUGCGCCGCCCAGGUGGACAAGGUCUGGAAUGAGGUUUCAGGGACCAAGGAACUGUGGAGGCAGCUGUGUCUGAGACGCUGGUCAUCAUGUAAAACCUCCCAGAUGACCUUGGGCACACAAACAUGGAAAGAGUACUAUCUCUGCCGAUCCGAGCUGGAGUUCCGAAUGGAAUGUGGGCGGCCAGAGAAGGACUUCAUCUGCAAAGCCAUUGCCGGGCACACAGGAGAGAUAGACGAGCUGGCUUACAUCUCAACCAAGGAGUGCCGGUUUGAUGGGCAAGAGAAGUCCAUGGUGUGCACCGUGUCCUCGGACAGCACCGUCCGUGCCUGGGAUGUGCAGGAGGGCACAGAGAUCUGGUCAAGCCCUCUGCAGCCCGCUGCUCUGGUGAACGUGGUGACCUUCCCUCGGCUCCAGCUGGCCAUCACCGUGGAUGAGCAGGGCCUCAUCAAGGUUUGGGGAGCGGAGAACGGAUGGGAGCAGGCCUCCUUCCGCCUGCCUACAUUCUCGUCUGCAUUGCAGGCCUGCGACCAUCCAGAGGGCCCUUUCCUGCUGGUGGCCUGUGCCGAGGGCUUCCUGUAUGCGCUCACGGUGCCCCAGCUGCAGCUGCGGUCCAGGACUCGCGUGUUCCCGAGCAGCCCCACCAGUCUCCUCUGCUCUCCUGACUGCCAGUGGGUGUUUGCUUCAACCCAGAACUCAGACCUGGGCCCGAAGGUGUUCCACACUCGCUCCCUGCUGUGUCUGGUGGAGGAUGAGCCUCCCGUCUCCACCACUCUACCCAUCUGGCUGACCUCCAGAGCCUGCUGGGCCCCUGACGAGACAGCCAGGCUGAUGGUGACGCACAGAAAUGACAACGGUAUGCAGCUGGUCAUCACCACCUACGAGCUCAGGACCAAGCAGUCACGGGAAGGGGUAGACGUCGUGGUACAACAGAUGGCAAGUUUCCUCCUGCCCAGCUCCAUGAUACCUCCUCACCUCAUGAAGGGCCACGGCUCUCAGGUGAUCCUGCUGGUGUCCGGGUCGGAGCUGGCGCUCUUCACCAUCCACGGGGUGCAGCUGGCAGCCUUCCAGGACCACCAGAGGCCCAUCACGUCCAUGUGGGUGGACCAGAGCCGAGUCAUCACCGCUUCCUUUGACCUCUCCCUGCGAGUCUAUGUGUGGAAUAAAGAAACGAAGCCUCCCGUCCUCAAGAGCUGCUAUCACCUGCUUGGGGGCUCCCACAGAUGGGCCAGUGGAUUCACCCAUGUGGAAGGCGACAGUAUGAGCAUUGUAGGUGUGGAAGCCAGAAACAUUGGGACGAGUAUUCUGAGGUCCUAUUGCUUCAAAGUGCAGCGUGGCUCAGAUGACUGCAUCAAUUGAAGAUAAUCUCACUUUGGUGAAGAGCUUGUCUACAUACAGACUAAAUGAUGACUUAUCACCAUUGAGACAGAAAUGAGCAAUUCUCAGAUACCUGUUAUGGACCAGGCACUGUGCUAUGUGACUUUUUUUUAAUCCUCACAAACCAGUUAAAGAGGUAUGAUGUCUCUGUUUUUCACAUGAGGAACAGGACCAGUAAUGGGAGAGUAACCCAUUAUUGGCCUGUUGUCCAGCUGCCACGCCACCUGCCUAAGCUUGUUCAGAUAGUAAGUGGUAGAGAGGAGUGGAUGCCAGAAGGCCCAAGUACAUGGGGCUGGGCUUGUACCAUGAUUAUUUUGUUGUUAGAUACGUAACGAAGUAAGGAAAUGGUUUCCCCCCCAUUCUGUUAUGUGCUUUAGGCACACGUUAAUAAAUGGUUGUGUGGCACCAUGCUGCCCAGCUCUAGGGAUGCCAUUCUGUGUCUUGUACAGAUGGCAUCCCUGGAGUUGGUCCACAGGGAGGCCCUGGCUGCUUUGGUGGGUGGGUCACUGGGGUUCUCAGCUACAGGCAGCAGGGACAGAAAGCUAGCUAACUAACACCAAGAAAGCAAUUUACUGGAAGGAGAUAGAGAAGUGUGCCGGGUCAGUGGGGAGGCUGGAGAAACAGAUCUGGAACCAUAGGAAGCAGGGCCUGUUCCAGCAGCGUCUGGCCUACCGUCCCUGUUUUCCCCAACACUUCCACGCUGCUGCCACUGCAUCUGUGGCACUGACACCGUCUGAAAACUUACCAGCUGCUUCUGGGGAAGGGUGACUUCAAGGCUAGGAACACCAGGAUGUGAGUGUGAUUUUCUGACUUUGCCAUAAGCCCCCACCAUCCAGGCCAGGAUGGGAGAGUCUGACCCUUUAAGCUUCAAUAGAGCAGCUCCCAGUCCAGACUCACACUGUGAGAAAUUCUUCAAAACUAGGAAAAGUUCCUGAGAAACAGACAAUGAGGAUGAAGAGCUCGCUACCGCAGCCUGCCACUUCAGCUGUCCAGUACCGAUACCCCCUUGCCCAGUACUUGCACUUCACACCCAACAUAGCACCCGUGUCCCAUAGAAGCCCAGACGCAGUUAUUUACCCAAGAGAAGAUCUGUGUCCUCCCCCUUUUAAAAUCUAAGGUUUGUUUUGGGAUAAUUCUACAUUUACAGAAAAGUUGCAAAAACAGGGCAGUGGAUCCCCAUA
This is a messenger RNA of Prionailurus viverrinus (fishing cat), 2657 nucleotides long. RefSeq names its product F-box/WD repeat-containing protein 12-like. The transcript has 10 exons. The record is from RefSeq and is a predicted model, not a curated record. NCBI's taxonomy places the organism in Eukaryota, Metazoa, Chordata, Mammalia, Carnivora, Felidae. Gene Ontology annotation, molecular function: protein binding. The coding region runs from base 34 to 1458 and encodes 474 amino acids.